AUGACAAGCAGCGACCUUCCCGGCCAUGUUGUCGACCAGAAUAGCAGCCACAGCAGAAGCGACGACCAUGGCAGCAGCAGCCGGCAGAUCCUGUUGGUGGAUGCGCAACAACCACAGUAUAUUCCUGAUAUUGAUCAUCCUCCAAUACAACAACAAUCACUGGAUCAAGUAGUACCAGUAGUAAUGCCACCACCCUUUCAAGAACGACCGAGAAGGCAUUCGACAUGUCCAGGCGAUGAUCCACUGUUAGGUCGUCUGCGACCGCCUCGACGACCAACCGUCAUUCCGACUCCCACAGACUCGAGUACCCGGACGGAAAGUAGCAGCUGCUUGACUACAAAUACUAACAACAACAACAACAAUAGCAAUAGCAGCCACCAUCGUCGUCUGAGCAAAGUGAGUCUGACCAGUACAAACGCCUCAACAACACAACAACAACAACAACGCACCGCAGCCAAAAAACGACGGAGUUCUUUGGAGUUGCGCAAGUUGCCCGUGCCGUCGGUCCUCUUUUCAAACAAUCAUCAUAAUAAUCCAUCCGAGUGCACCGAAUUGCACGAAGACGAUUCCGUGGUCGUCGUCUCGGCACAUGUACACCCCAUUCAUCAUCAUCAUCGAAACAACAAUCACAAUCACAACAACAAGGACCGUCCUUCCCACGCCACAACGACCCGUAGCAGUGGUGUUUCGGCGGAGCAGCACACUGCUCCGGGAGACAACGCGUCACAAAGGUGGUGUUGCAACUUUUCCGCCUUUUUACGACGGACGUGUCUCAAUUCCAAUUUCAACUUGCGAACGCAAAUGAUGCUCUCUUUUGGUGUGGUCAGUGCCUGUUCCAUUCUACUGGUCGUCCUCGUCUGCAUUGUCGUCUCGGUCAUGUGUGGAGCACAAGUACAACAAAUCACACAACAGUCCUUUUCGGAUUUGAUUCGAUCCAAAGAAGGCACCACAGCGCGGUAUCUCGCCGAAGGCUUGACGUUGCGACUCUUGCCAUUGGAUCUCGUACAGGUCCUCUACGAGGCCACGAGAGAUCGAUUUGCCGGGUAUCCCACGUACGAGGAUGACUCAAAGGUGCCCUUUUUCGAUAUGAUAUCCCAGACCGGUCGAUAUCCCAUUCGAGGACCCCCCUUGCCACUGGAUUGGCAUAUUACUACAACCGGUGGUAAUGUCAAUGCCACCACGGCGCAGGAACACGUCCAGUCACGAUACCAGUGGUAUCAACAAGAUGCACCGCUCAGUACGGAAAAUGCCGUCUUUUUCAUGCAGGGAGCCUGCAAUCCCAAUGCCACACUCGGCGAGUCUGCCUAUUGGGACGACUGUUCCGAUGCCAACAAUGACGUGUCGACGGGAGGCAAACUCACGCCGACCACCACGGCACAACAAAUAUACACCAAAUCGGCCGACCUGGCACCGUUACUCAAAUCACUGUACGAAUUCUAUUUGGAUGUCAAGGAGAUUGGUAUUUACUUUUUCAAUUCUGGUGCAGGCGCGGUAAUGGUCUUUCCCCAUUACGCCCUCAACACAUCCACGUCCUAUCAAUCCAUUGGAUGCGAUUGGUUACUGUCACCACAUCCCUACGACAGGUCACGGCGGAUUGGAUCGCUUCAAGAUCAUGUCCGAUGCGAAUCGAGAGGCGUCCAUGUCGAUGGCACUGUGGUAUCGACACGACUCUAUUCGCCCAUGGAUCGCGCGUGGUGUCGCAAUCAAGCCAUGCGUCCCGACGAAAUCAUUUCCUACGGUCCCUACCAAUCGGCAUGGCACGAACGAGAUUGGCUCAUGUCGAUUGGACGGGCCGUAUACGAUCGUGUCACGAAGGAAUUCAUUGGUUGCAUUAGUAUUGAUUAUGGAUUGGAUGCCGUCGAACAGGCCGUCAAUGAAGGCAAGGUCACGGGAAAUAGUCAAGUCACGUUGGUGAGAUUUGAUGAGGACGGAACGGUGGUGGCAUCGUCGGCAUGGAACAGUACCGCAUCGUCUCAUACGGUCCAUGUCGAUGAAUUGAACGUGGGCGUGUCAAAAGAGUCAUUUGCACGGCUCAAGGAAUUGGUGGAUUAUGACGGCACCACCAGCAGUAGCCAGUGGAAUUCGUACCACGUGCGGCAAGAAUACGAAAAUUUUCAUGUCGAAGCCGAUGGGUAUCUGGUGUCCGCCUAUCCCAUUCCCCAUCCACCCGAAGAGUACGAUCCAUCCUAUCGUCCAGAGUUCUUUGCCAUUAGUUCUCUCUCCAAAAGUGACAUUGCCUGGGAGGUGGAAGAUGUCAGUGAAUCCGUCUCGGAAACGGUAUCGGGGCUGGUGUCGUUGAGCUUGAUUGUCGGGCUGGCAGGACUGGCUGCUGUGGUGCUCUUUAUCUUUGUAGUCUCCCACGCUAUUACCUUGCCACUCAAGUACAUGAACGAUGUCUCGUCCGACAUUGUCAAUACGUUUGGCGGUCACAAAGAAGAUGGGAUUGAAAUGUCACACACUACAUUGGAUUCCAAGUGCACACCGAAGACAGAGCUCAAUGAUGUUGUCAAGCAGUUUCAAAAAAUGGUGGCGCGGUUCAGUGGGUCUGCCAUGGCACGGACAAUGCAAGUGCAUGUCAACGAAAUUGACAACCAAUUAUCGUUGGAAGGCAACUAUGCUGAUUUGUACCUGGGACGUGACAGCGCAGACUUUCGAUACACGUACAAGACCAGGAACAGAUCGCUGUCCAAGACGAUGGAAGAGGACAAGUUCUCCAAAAAGACGGAAGAAGACAAGUUUUCCAAAAAGAUGGAGGAAUACAAGGAGAAGGACCAGCCAGAUGAAGAUUCUCCUGAGAAGGUGUUGCAACGGAUCCACUUUGGAUCUGUCAUCAACGACGGAAACAAGUCCGAGGCAACAACCUUUCGAACCGCCGAUGGAAAAUGGGGAAAUGGGAAUAGUCUGACAUCACCCCUGUUCUUUUGGAUUGUGGCGUUGAUCGUCCUGCCACUCCUAAUUACAACAGUGUCUCUGUCAACCUUUGUGACUUACAGCAUCUCCCAAGGGCUGUUUGGCAUUAUUCAGGAAACGCAAUAUGCACACAUUGAAAUUAAUGAUUAUGCGCUGUUGGUUCAAGCCGAAUCGAGGGCAACCUAUGCCGCCUUGGCCAUGAGACAGUCGAUACGAGAUAACUUCCUCUUGAUGCGGUAUUCCUCCUGGUUGAUCUUCGAUGGACUGGAGAGGACUGAUUCGUAUACUGAAAUGAUUGGUGGUACAGAUGAGUGCAAAGCGUACCGAGUUGUGGAGCAGUGCCCGGCAUAUGGCGAUUACCACUGUGACUGCAAAUGGAAUGACCGCUUUGGCAAGCAGGGGUCUUGUGACAACUACGAAGUGGAUACCCGGUAUCUGCAGAAAUCAGUGUUUUAUGGUCUUUCAGAAAAUGUUCUUCCCACCGGAGACCGCCCCAGCACCCCCCUGUACAAUUACUCGAGAUCUCCAGAGGAAACACAGUGGUGGAAUGACACGAUGAACCUCCCAGGUUCUCAUAAGGGUGCCAACGCAUCUGGCUAUGAAACAACCUACGAUAGAAUGCGCGUAGGUUCGGCGUUCCCUUUGUUUCACACUUUCUAUAACGCUGAUAUGCACAGGGGGAGCUUCCAGCAUGCAGCCUUGUUCUAUGAAGCAGACGGACUGGCAAUUGGGUAUGGAGGCUGUUCACCAGACACUCUGCUCCUGUCUCGGUGGUCGUCUACUGAAUCCAAUGGAGCUGCCAGCCUCCGCCCAGAGCUUUGUCCCCUGGGUAAAUUCGGCUACGAUCCCAGAUGUCGCGCAUGGUAUGACGAAGGGAGACGGCUGGCCUUGGAGAACAACACGGGCCUUUACGUCACUCCGCCAUACCAUUUUGCUAAAGUUGGUGAUUUCUAUGGCCAGACGGCCACGAGUCCCCUUAUCGAUCCCAGGACAGGCGAGCACGUGGGACAAACACUCGUUGAUUUCCUGUCGUUGGUGAUCUUCGAGGCUUUAAAGAACAAGAACACGCCCCUUACAGAUGGUGGGUUCCCGGUUGUGAUCACGGGCAUGUCAGAUUGGUCAGGCGCCGACACCGUCAUUGGCCCGGGUUGGUCCCUCGUGGAGAAUUCUUCGGCGCCCAUCGGUGAUAUCCUUUUGCCCCAUGAUGCUCCUAUGUGUACCACCCCCCACGAGAAGUGUGAACGGAGGGCAGCAUUUGAAGAAAUCCGACGUCGCAUGAAGAAUGGUGAAUCUGGGAACGGACACUUUGUAAGGACGAGAGCAGAUGGUACCAACGAACCAAUCCAUCUUGCGUUCGCUCCAGUCAGGGCCAAAGUGAUCACGCCUGUGAACAGUUCCGUUUUUGCUCGAGGGAUUGAUGUGUCCGACUUUCUUGUGUAUUCCCUUGCGCUAGUAGAACCGGAGGAGAGCCUGUUGAAACCUUUCGAAGACGUGGAAGCCCAGGUGCACAAGCAGAUUAUCAUCGCCAUUGUGGUUUUGGCGUUGGUAAUCGUUAUCUCCACGGCGUUUGUUCUUUAUAUUUCGAAUCGGUUAACCUUGUCCAUGACCGAACCCAUGAUAUAUCUGCUACAGCUGAUUGUGCAUCUGAAUCGGUCGAAUGUUGACGGGAGUCCUCCAGGUGUGGAUGUUGAUAAGGGAUAUGGAUCUCGUGAGAUUGUCAACGUUGUAGGCUCGAUUGAAACACUGUACAGAAUCGUCCAAGCUGCGAAUGUUGCAUUUUAUGCUGGAGACAUCGAGAAGGCUUAUUUUGUCCUGGCGGAUGCUGCUAGACUCUUCAGGCGUCUUGAGAACAGUAAGGCGGAAGGGGUCGCCAACAAUAACCUUGGCAACACAAUGCUAGUAUUCAUUCGGACUAUGGAUGACACAGGUACAGAGCAUGUCUGUGGAUUCAAGAAACGGGAAGUGAUUGGAAAAGGCAUGGGAUACUAUCAUCGUGCUAUUCAGCUGGGCGAGAAGGCAUAUGACAGGUUCUAUGAAGAGGAGGGCUGGUCUCCAAGCUGUUUGGAGUUUAUGCAGCACCUGUCCAACCGAUAUUUCAACCGAGCCAUGUUUCUAUUGACGGUGAAAGAUUCACAUGAAAGACCAGCAGAGUUAGAAGAACUUGGUUUGAGGGACCUUCAGAUUGCAACAGAUAUGGAUGUUGAGAUUGUUGACCAAGGAACUGAAACUGGUUGGGAUGUCAGAGGUGCCGACAAGCUCUUUGAUGUCAUUCUGUCCAGAGUUCGAGGCCAUCUGUUGCUCCUAGAAAUGGGUUACGAGGACAAAUGGGAUGUGGAUGAGCUGUUGGACAAUGCGUUUGACCUUGUGAAAAGAGAACUGAACUCGUCCAACCCUGGGGCGUCGCCUCUGUUCAAAGAAUUUUGCCCAGCGGGACGCAUGCAGCAAAUUGAAACAGAGUUGAUGAAGUACAAAAUGAUCAAGGGAGACGUUGAAUGUGCUGCUAAGAUUGCCAUCCGCAUGUUGGUUGAAGACGAAAAGACGAUUCAGUCGGCACAGUUAAAAGCCGUGGAAGUGCUCGUUAUCCACGCAAAGAGAGAACUGGCAGAGUCGAACGUACGCAGUCCAUCGCAGCUUCAGUCAAUACGGGAACUCGAGGACUACCAGGAUUGGCUCCAGAUGGCCAGCAACGAACGCGACAGGCGCAGUACAUGUGGAUGGGAAGAUGAUGCAUUACCAGAAACUCUGAAGAAGUCUGUUCGCAAGAUCAUGUCGGAUUCUGAAAGAGGAUCGAAGAAUGCAGGCAAAAGAAAAGAGGAUAUGAAGCUUUCUUCUCUCCGUGCUAGCACCAGAGGCGACGACGACGAUGCCUCGAUCAAACCCCGUGUUGACGAUGGUUCUGCAGCCGGCUCCACUAGAGACAACAAUGCGGAGGACGAGGCCAGAUUCGAUCUUGUCGACCGUGGCUUUGAUGAUGUCGAGAAAAGGGAUUAUUACAACGAAGACUUUUCUGCGGAAUUCGAGGACAUCUCUGUGGAAGUCGAGGGCGAAUCGAAUCAGCUGGUGCCUCUGUCGACUUCGAGCUGUGGGACGCAUAUGCCGAGGUGCAUUGGAUCACAUUCGAGUUACCCGACCGACUUUGGUACAAACGACGAUUCAAUGCAUUCCAGAGAGUAA
Molecule: messenger RNA, 6084 nt
Organism: Seminavis robusta
Lineage: Eukaryota; Bacillariophyta; Bacillariophyceae; Naviculales; Naviculaceae
Source: the annotation of a GenBank genome assembly